Molecule: messenger RNA, 477 nt
Organism: Talaromyces rugulosus
Lineage: Eukaryota; Fungi; Ascomycota; Eurotiomycetes; Eurotiales; Trichocomaceae
Exons: 1
Coding region: 1-477 (158 amino acids)
Source: RefSeq, a predicted model, not a curated record
AUGUGGAGCGGCAUUCCUCGUGCAACAGCACAGGAAUGGGCGGAUCAUCAUCAAAUGCAAACAUUGACGACAGCAAUGGGGCCAUUGAUGAUUCAUGAUCAUCCGAAUUGCUUAUAUAGCUCAAAAUCUAAGUUAAAAUGGAGCAAAUACAUGCAAGGCGCGUCCGCACUUUUCGCUUAUCACAUUGCUCUAGAAGGGGACACUGUCACGGUCCUUACACCACCUCCUCCCGAGAGAUUUAACCCGUUUGGAGAGACCAAUUAUCAGGCAAUCGAAGAACCCAUAUUAAAGGGCAGAGCCGGGGCUAGUAGUGUUUCACAAAUUGAGCUGGUACAUCCAACAGUAACCGGCGCUCAGGACUUCCACUACCAAUUCUGGCCCGUGGACGAAGCUGAUGAUUGGGAUUCUCGGUUUGGAAACUUAGCUCCGCAACAGCAAAACUGGAGACAUCCGAGGAAAAAACGCUGGAAAUUAUAG